AUGUUUAGGUGGAGCAAGAAGAAGAAGGCUGUAGCUGGCUCGGAGGCUGAUUCUAUACCUAAUCAGGUGACACAGCGUUUUACCGUCAACCUCCCGACUGGCCAGAAGACAGUACUGAGGGUCAGCCCGCUGACCAUCCUGGGUGAUGCUGUGAUUUCUGCCUGUAAGGAAAAAGGUCUGGAACUGGAGCUGGACAGAUAUGUCCUUCAGUUGCCUAAGAAACCCGGGAUACCCAUCGAUCCCAGGGCGACCAUACUGCAGGCCGGAGUACAGGAGAUUAAUUUAGUGUCUCGUGAAAAUGCAGACAGACACUAUGCCAUGUCAAUGCCAGAUUUAUCAAAAAUGCCUCCUUCUGCCAACGAUCCGCAUUCAUUUGGGCAACUCAAUGGCCAACCCAAAAAGAAGAGAGGCUUUUUAUCUUUUCUUCAAAAGAAGGAUAAAAAAUUCAAAACC
Candidula unifasciata is the source of this 453-nucleotide messenger RNA. Lineage: Eukaryota; Metazoa; Mollusca; Gastropoda; Stylommatophora; Geomitridae. The record is from the annotation of a GenBank genome assembly.